Didymodactylos carnosus is the source of this 1041-nucleotide messenger RNA. The record is from the annotation of a GenBank genome assembly. Lineage: Eukaryota; Metazoa; Rotifera; Eurotatoria; Philodinida; Philodinidae.
AUGGAAUACCGUUAUCAAAAUAUUAUCUCUACAAUAGAUAAUUUAAUGAGCAACAGUUAUUCGAAUGAUAAACCGGGUGCUGCUGUAAUGCUCAUGUUAGAUAAUACAAUUAUUUACCAAAAAGGAUUUGGUGUGGCCAAUUUAGAAUCUGGUGAGAAAAUAACUUUAUCUACAAAUUUUCGAAUGGCAUCUGUUUCCAAACAAUUUACAGCGAUUUGUGUUGCUUUACUUGAACAAAAAGGCAAACUAUCAUUUGAUGACAAUCUAAAAUCAUUGUUUCCUAAUUUUAAUAACACUACGGGAUCAAAAAUAAAAGUUUCACAUUUAUUAACGCAUACAUCGGGACUACUUGACUAUGAAGAGUUUAUUGUCGAGUCAAUGACAACUAAUCAAUUAACCGAUCAGAAUGUAUAUGAACUUAUUGCAUCGCAAGAUAAAACUUACUUUGAACCUGGUUCCACUUUUCGUUACAGUAAUACAGGUUUUGUUUUAUUAGGAUUAAUUAUUGAAAUAGUUUCAAAACAGUCCUAUGAACAGUUUAUUAAAAAUCAUAUUUUUGAUCCAUUGAAUAUGUACACAACGACAAUCUAUCAUAAAAAUGAGUCAGUUAAAAAUCGUGCCAUGGGCUACGCUAGAAAUGAAAAUAAUGAAUUUUAUUUAUCAGAUCAAAGUGUGAUGAGUGCAACGAGAGGUGAUGGUUGUUUAUAUACAUCACUUGAAGAUUAUCUCAAAUGGAGUAAUGCUCUCUUCCAUUUACCUAAUUUGGUUGACCUGAUUAAUUUUCCAAUCAACAAUCAUCAGUUCUAUGGAAUGGGAUGGUUUUUAGAGAAAAGUAAAAACGUGUCUAUGCUUCAUAUUGGAAAUACGUGUGGAUUUAGUAAUAUGGUCAUUCGAAUUCCUGAUAAAAAGGCCUUAAUUGUCUAUUUUUCGAAUAUUGCCGAUAAUCAACUAAUUAAGAAUUUUUGUCAUAUACUAGAACAAAUACCCGAAUUAAAUCCAGAAACUGAUUUGUUGUGGACAAUGGAAAAGUUAACUAGAUAG